Molecule: messenger RNA, 1204 nt
Organism: Triticum dicoccoides
Lineage: Eukaryota; Viridiplantae; Streptophyta; Magnoliopsida; Poales; Poaceae
Exons: 4
Coding region: 101-946 (281 amino acids)
Molecular function (GO): DNA binding
Source: RefSeq, a predicted model, not a curated record
AUUAAUAAGAAGUGAACGGGCAGUCAGAGCUCAAUCCACAUCGUCUCUCUCCAUUCCCCAAUAUCAAAUCAAAAGACGAACCAGAGGAUGAGAGAGGGGAAUGGCCGGCGCUGCUGAUGCAGGGGUUUGUGGAGUUUGUUUCAACCAUUGCAAGUAUGAGAGCAAGGGAAGCGGUUUCAACAUGGUUGCAUGGGAGGAGUUCAAGAAUGCAGGGGUUGUGCCUUGCAAUGAAAGGGCCCGUUUCAACAAUCUGACAGGAGAGAAGGUGACGUUUGUGUCAAACCAACGGGCAUACACUGUAAGGUGUUACAAGGGUCGCACAAAGAGCGCUAUGUAUGGGAGAGGUUGGAGGAAGUUCUAUGAAGACAACAAUCUGGGCAAGGGUCAGAUGGUGGUGUUCCACCUGGAUGAACCUUCACCUACGGCAUCUAUUUUGUGGUUCCAGGUGGGCAACGGCUCUAAAGAUGAACAGCCUAUGGAAGAGGGUGAUCCCAUUGAAGAUUCAGAUUCAGGUAAUGAGGAUGGAGAAGCUUCAAGCGAUGAUGGUGAAGGCAUUGUUCGCACUAGGGGGCUUUUGCUUAAUGAGAUAGAGGAUGCUCAGCUACAAGGGUUGCUGCCUCUCAGUGAUGGUUUCAUUGGGUUUGCUUUUGUUCACCGCCUGACAAGGACUGACAUUCGCUUGGGCAUGAUGAAAAUACCCAAGAAAGUUGCUACUGCCACGCCGUUUGAAGAACAGGGGGUUGUUGGUAUUUCUGUGGAUGGUCGGAGAUUCAAAAAAAUCUCAUACAAAACUACUGAUGAUGGCCGCAUUGUGUUUGGCAGCAAGAAGUGGAAAAACUUCACAGCUAGCAGAGGACUCAAAGUCAACACAGUUGUUCUUAUUGGCUUCAAGAGCAGCGAGAGGGAUGAUGUCCAUGUCCUGGUUAUCUUGAAGAAGCUUGGCUAGUCACCAGGCACAGCAACUGAUGACAAGCAGAGUUGCGUCUAUAAUACUCAUCUGUUGGGUAUUCUAUAUAUUUCUAUGUAGAAGUCUGUAUGACGAACCUUUUUUCAUUUUUAUGCCAUGUUGAACCUGUCAGUGUAGUUUUGCGUUUCUUAUGUGUCCACCAAACAAUGCGGCUUGAAUAAUAUAUGAUGGGAACCCCUUUUUCUACAUUAUAUUCAAGUGUUCACCUAAGUUUUUUUAUUGAUUUUUCAGUAAACA